CCACCAGGCCACCCACCGGCCAACAAACGCAAGAAAACCAUCUUCGACGAUUUGGACUCCGACGACAACGAGGACACGACCGCCCCGGCGAACAAGAAACCCAGCGCCAUUGAAAUCACCACCCUCGGCGGCCUCGACGAUACUACCCCAUCGCAACCCACCGACACAGACCCGCGUCCCCUCAAACGCAAACCCCAACUCACCGACCCCAAACCGCCAAAAACACUAAAACCCCUCUCCAAAACCUCCAUCUUCGCCAACGACUCCGACUCCGACUCCUCCACCCCCCAGACCACCUACGGCCUCACCAAGCCCACCUCUCAACCACCCAAAGACCAAAACGAAUACACCAACCUCGCCGCCCUGCACAGCAGCCGCCAACACCAAACCCACGCCGCAUCCCUCGACCCAAGCAUCUACUCCUACGACAGCAUCUACGACACCCUACACGCCAAACCUACCCCCAAAAACCCCGAAAACCCCGAUGAUGCGUCCGCCGGGACCGUCCCCAAAUACAUGACGGCCCUCCUCCGCAGCGCCGAGAUCCGCAAACGGGACCAGCUGCGCGCGCGGGACCGGCAGCUCGCCAAGGAGCGCGAGGCCGAGGGGGAUGAGUUCGCCGACAAGGAGAAGUUCGUGACGGCCGCGUACAAGGCGCAGCAGGCGGAGAUGCGGCGGAUCGAGGCGGAGGAGGCCGCGCGCGAGGCGCGGGAGGAGGAGGACCGCCGGAAGAAUGGCGGGAAGGGGAUGGUGGGGUUCUAUCGCGAGAUGCUGGCGCGCGGGGAGGAGCAGCAUGCUGCUGUUGUUAGGGCUGCGGAGGCGGCGGCUGAGAAUGUUACCGGGGUGGAGGGGGCUGCAAGGGAGGGUGAGAAGAGUGGGGAGGAGAAGGACAAGGACAAGUCGGAGGCGCAGGUGGCGGCCGAGUUGAAUGCCCGCGGCGCGCACAUUGCCGUCAAUGACGACGGGCAGGUCGUGGAUAAGAGGCAGCUGUUGUCGGCGGGGUUGAAUGUCGCGCCGAAGCCGAAGGUGGCGCCGCAGGGUGAUCGGAAGGCUGGGGAGAGAGUGGCUGGAGCGUCGACGGCGAGGUUCGGCGCGAAUAGAGGCGCGGAUCGCGGCGGCCAGCGCGCCAGGCAGACGGAGAUGAUCGCCUCGCAGUUGGAGGAGCGGGCGCGGCAGGAAGAGGAGGCCGAGGCGGCGCGGCAGAAGGAGAUCGCCGAACGCAGUCGGAGCCUGAAGACUCAGGGCGAUGUCUCGAGUGCCAGGGAGAGAUAUCUGGCCCGGAAGAAGGAGCGCGAGGCGGCGGCU
Aspergillus uvarum CBS 121591 is the source of this 1305-nucleotide messenger RNA. RefSeq names its product splicing regulator NSRP1-like domain-containing protein. Lineage: Eukaryota; Fungi; Ascomycota; Eurotiomycetes; Eurotiales; Aspergillaceae. The annotation marks the transcript as partial. The record is from RefSeq and is a predicted model, not a curated record. Gene Ontology annotation, biological process: regulation of alternative mRNA splicing, via spliceosome. The transcript has a single exon.